Molecule: messenger RNA, 5970 nt
Organism: Cyprinus carpio (common carp)
Lineage: Eukaryota; Metazoa; Chordata; Actinopteri; Cypriniformes; Cyprinidae
Gene: cdk6
Product: cyclin dependent kinase 6
Biological process (GO): protein phosphorylation; regulation of gene expression; regulation of G2/M transition of mitotic cell cycle
Cellular component (GO): cyclin-dependent protein kinase holoenzyme complex; nucleus; cytoplasm
Molecular function (GO): cyclin binding; cyclin-dependent protein serine/threonine kinase activity; ATP binding
Source: RefSeq, a predicted model, not a curated record
AAAAAAGCAGUAUGAAUGGUGAAGGAGCGAACAGGCAGGGAGAAAGCAAGAGGAGGCGGUUAGUCUUUGUAGUCGGUGAGGAAUGCGGAAACGCUCCUGCUCUGUGUCAAACUGCUCUGAAGGGGGUCAAGGCACAUUCAGCCAGCGUGGGAAAGCGAGGAGCAGACCGAGCACACACACACACGCUGCAUAUUCCUGCAUAGAUGGGAAAAACAUAAAGGGGGAAGGACUGCCAUAGCAGAUCGAUGAAAAUCAGUCCCUUUUUUAUCCACUCCGCUUUCUUGAGGGACUGAUCAGACGAUCUUUCACUUGAGUUGCUUUUGCAGCGGUGAUACUGCCGGGAGAUGGGGCUUAGCGCGUGCACCAUCCGACUACCUGUGUGGCCCGUCGCGAGGACACUGCACGAGCUGUGAUGCGUGUGGAGACGCUGGGAAACUUACUGAAGUUCAUGAAUGACGCGACACUCCGGGCGGAAAAUAACAAACGGGGCAGUGCACGUGCCAGCGCCGCUCUCCCAAUAAUGCCUUUGUGAAAUAUACGCGCGCUCGUCAAGUUUCGGGAUUCCCCGCAGUACCUCGCCGUGAGAAAAAAUGGACAAAGAGAGCUCGACCCAACAAUAUGAGCCGGUGGCUGAGAUCGGCGAAGGUGCGUAUGGAAAGGUGUACAAAGCACGGGAUUUGAAGAACGGGGGCCGCUUUGUAGCCCUAAAAAGAGUUCGGGUGCAGACCGAGGAGGAGGGAAUGCCGCUGUCAACCAUCCGCGAGGUGGCGGUGCUGAGGCAGCUGGAGUCCUUUGAACAUCCCAAUGUGGUCAGGUUGUUUGACGUAUGCACAGUUUCCAGGACUGACCGGGAAACCAAACUAACUUUGGUCUUUGAGCACGUGGACCAAGAUUUAACCACAUAUUUGGAGAAAGCACCUGAUCCAGGAGUGCCACCUGAAACUAUAAAGGAUAUGAUGUACCAGCUGCUGCAGGGUCUGGAUUUCCUCCACUCUCACCGUGUGGUUCAUCGAGAUCUUAAGCCUCAAAACAUUCUAGUCACCAGUGGAGGACAGAUCAAACUGGCUGAUUUUGGUCUGGCGCGGAUCUACAGCUUUCAGAUGGCUCUUACUUCCGUGGUGGUGACGUUAUGGUAUCGUGCUCCUGAGGUGCUGCUUCAGUCCAGCUAUGCUACUCCUGUGGAUCUGUGGAGUGUCGGCUGCAUCUUUGCUGAGAUGUUCAGACGGCGACCUCUUUUCCGUGGGAACUCUGAUGUUGACCAGUUAGGCAAGAUUUUUGAUGUGGUGGGGGUCCCUUCUCCAGAGGACUGGCCACAGGAGGUGGGCUUGCCACAGAGUGCCUUUUCCCCUCGCCCUCCCCAGCCAAUAGAGGACCUGGUGCCUGACAUGGAUGAGCUGGGCAAAUCACUUUUACUUCGUUUCCUGUCAUUUAACCCCUCCAGAAGGAUAUCAGCUUAUGAUGCACUGUCUCACCCGUACUUCCAGAGUCUCGACAGCACCAGCAAGAGUCUGUACGCCCAGCCCUUCCCCAGCAAAAAGCCCUCCCUGGAGGAGAGAGCUGCUUGAAAAGACGUGGCUUCCCACUCUAGACAAAGACCCCCUAUGAACCAGUCUUUCAUAGCAUAACAUUACAUGCUGCUUUUAAAAACAUCACCGCAACUAUUGGUCGAUCGUGUUUUGUCUUUGCCCUCACUACUGCCAGCUAAUAUGGAUCAACAACAUGCUGCCUGGAAUUAUGUGUUUAACAAUAUCAGAAGCUGCUCUCGUCUCCCACCCACCUUCCUCAAAGGAAGUUUGUCUGCUCAGAGGAAAAUGUGCUUCUCGAAUCUGAAGCCGCAUCAUGACACUGCCAGGGAUCGUCCGUCUGUAUGCAUAAAUGCAAUGCAAAGGUCUAAAUUGAGUCUUAGCUGCACAUCACUGCCAUAAAACAGCAAGGUCUUACGUGGGACCGUGUCCGUCUCACUUGGAUUAAGCAAAUGUAGAACCACAACUACUGCAAAUUCAGGCCCGUUGAGCGGAACCUCUUAUAUUACACCUUAAGAUACAAUCGCUAAUUACUUUUUUUUAUUUUUUUUGGAGCUCACACUUCCAAAGUCCUCUGAGUCACAGGCCAGGAGGAUUUUUUUUGUAUUGUUUUCCCAUCACAUUGUUACUUCGCAGUUCAAGCAGGAGAGUGUGGACACAUCUCCUCGUGUGACUUUUUUAAUGACUGCAUAACCACAGACACUCUAGUGCUCUAUUUAAUAUGGCAUUUCGUCACAAGCAUCCUGGUGUCAUUUGAAUCGUCCAGGACAGAGCUACCAAACGCUUUGAAGCACUAUUUAACACCAUAGUUCCUUGACAUUAUAAUAUACUUGUAUUUUUUUUCUUCAAUAUGAAUUCCACAUCCUGUUCACUUAUUUUAUUAUGUCAGUGUUGAUUGUUGACAUUUUGUUUUUGGCAUGUUAUGUCUUAAUUUUAGUGAACUUGAAGGUGUAGGUUGUUGUAGAAAACUCGUUGAUACGUAUACCAAACAGUCUGCACCCUGUGGUCAGGGAUUUAGUGCCGCGACGUAGUUGAAGGAUGACCCACGCCGGGUUGCAUGUUGAAUUUAGGCUUGAUUUAGAGCAGAAACAAGCUGAGAUGGAUAACAGAAAUACAUGUAUGGAAGCGUUAGCGCAUAGUUAUGAAAGUCUAGUAAAAGUAGCUAUAGAGAUGGCGAGUGUUAAGUUCAAGGUCAGGUAGCGAGAUUCGUUCCAGGCUCGGAGAGUAAUGUAUAAUCCCAUGUAGAAUUCAUUGAUUAAGUCCAGGUUCUUUUCUUUAUACGCAAUGCUACAUCCUUCCAUUUCCAGUUUCACUUAAUUGUCUGGAUAGAUCAUCACAAAAAGUGCACCAAGUCCGCUAGAUGGGUUGCUUUCAGUGCCUUCAUGUUUAGCGUGUGACGAACAAGUGGCGGGAAGGAAGGACGCUGCUUCAGAAUUUAGCAUUUAGCCUGGUGAUUCCAGCUGAAGCUGUUUGAUGAGGAGCUAUAGGCAGGCACUGUAGUACUACAAAACAUUCACACAGUUAAAGGAAUAGUUCACUUUACUCACCCUCAUGUUGCUCCAAACCUUCUUGUGGAACACAAACGGAGAUAUUUUGAGGAAUGUUGGCAGCCAACCAGGUUUGGUUACCAUGACUUGCAUUGUACGGGCAAAAACAAACACUGAGACUUUUCUCAAUAUCUUUUUGUGUUCCGCAGAAGUCAAGUCAUGCAGGUUUGGAACGACAUGAAGGUGAGAAAAUGAUGAAAGAAUGUUCAUUUUUGGGUGAACUAUCCCUUUAAGCACUGAUGCGUGAUUCAUUCUCUCAGGAUCGGUAAACUCAUUCUGUCGCAUUCCAUGCUCAGGUCUAUUUAUGACUAGUUUUAGAUUCAACAAGGGUUCAGGUUUUAGUUUAAUCAUUAAUCUUACAGUAAUCCUUAUCGAUUAGGGUCUCAAUGCUUUCCGGAUACAAUAGUAUUGGGUUAUUUAUAUGGUUCACUUGCAUUUCCAUAAAUCUGAACAGGUAAUGAAACAUAAAGUUGGUCAUUUCAGCAUUUAUUAUUAUUUUUUAUUUAUAUAAUAUUAUUAUUAAUAAUAUUAAUAUUAUAUUUUAUGUAUUAGUUCACUGUCGUGCGGCAACUUUUGUACUGUUAACAUGUUUGAUUUCACAAAUAUUCUAUGAUCAGUGUCUCAGUGCAUCAAUCUAACAAAUGAUUGGUGUAUAACGCCACCAUUUUUAAAAUCUCCACUGAGCUGACGUUACGCUGGCACAGCUUUACCCUCCUCUAGAUACGUCUGUGAUUAGAUCUGGUGAUUUCAGAGGGCAUUAGAUAUCAAAUAAUGUAAACCGAUGUAACUGUAUGCCUUUAUGCUAAUGGGUCUUGUAUAGAACUAAUCCGUUUUUUGAGCUUGGUUAGUCUGGUGAAUAAUUCAUAGUGUUUUAACAUUAUAAAUGUAUUAAAUGUUAGGCUUUCCAAUGUACGACCCAUUCUUGUUAGAAUUUUUGGCGUGAUGUCAUGCUGAAAAAAAAUAGCACCUUUGAUAUUCGUCCAUCUCAGAGCUUUUCCCCAUGAUUUAUUUUAUUUGAUUUGAUUUUUUUUAAGUGAAUCUGUUGUUGAUUUCUUUUUUUGUUGUUUGAAAUAAUUUGCUUUAGUUAGUCAUUUUCAAAAUCUAUUUGAAAGUUUUAAGCAAAUUAAGUUUGAGACUGCUUGAAAUUGCUGGACAUUGGUACAUAAUGUUUUGCUCCCUACAUUUUGUUCUUAUUUAUUGACAUUUCGUCUAUUUUUUUAAUUGGCUGUAAUGCUUCAGAAGGCAUUCUGUCAAUGUAAUACUCAAAUUUGUGAUUAAACAGUGAUGAACUAAUGGUGCUAUGCCUCGUGUCACUGUAGACUUGAACAACUGUAAUCAAUUCGGCAAGCUUGUUCCCAAGAGGACAGUAACAAUAAAAGUGUCUUUUUAAAUAUUCUAUUAUUAUAUUUUGGUUUCUUUUUAUUGCAUUUUAUUUGUAUUAUAUUUGACCAUUUUUACAUGUUUUCCCAUUAUGACUUAAAUAAUUUAUAAUGUACUCCAGACAGAGAAUACUUUGAAUUUAAAAAUCAUAAAGCUGGAAAUUUCUAUCCAUUAAAACACAAUAAUGUAAUAUGCUAAAUCAUCCACCAUGAAUACAUAUUCUAAUCAAUGUGCACAAUGUUUUCAUUCUGUUUAGCUGCUGCACAGACACUGUGUAAUGAAAAUCUAUUAUUACCUUUAUAAUAUGACUCUUUAAUGUUAUUUUAUCAGCAGCUUAAUUAUUAUAUUUUAAUUCAUUGAUAAUCAAGUGUUAUAUCACUUUAGACUGCAUCAAAUGUAUUUGGUUCAUUCUACUUAUUCUUUAAAAAGAUAUGUAAACUGAGUGGAAUGAUUUCUGAUGUUCUAUGAUGUAGCUCUAUUUUAUAAUCAUAAUACGUAUAUCUUUUAAUUUUAUUUGUUGCUCGUUGUUUUAUGGAUUUAUGUAAUCAUUAAAAAAAGUAAUUAUUUUAGCCAUCUUUUAACUGUGCACAUUGAUUAGAAGUGGGAAGUGUUGGUCAGGGUUUUCUUUUUUCCCACAUUGGCUGGAGACAGUGGAGAGUGAUGUUUUUUGUAAACACCCAAUUGUGGUGUAUAUUUUUUUUUAUUGUUAUUUGGCAUUUUAUGUUGUCAGCUUUGUUGUAAGAUGUGGGGAUCGAAAAAUGUGUACAUGAAAAUAUUUGUAACUUUUUUUUUUUAAUCAACGCUUUGAUUGAUUGAGAGUUUUGUUCAACUGUAUGUAAUUCUACUGCUAAAUCAUUCUGCGUUCUUCUGCUUUAGCAUCUAUAUUUUUUAAGCAAUGAAAUCGCAUGUGGAUGUACUGUAGAUCACGUGCAUGUGACAUUAAUUUUGUUUUUAAAAAAAGUCUUGUCUGGUUCAUCUAGUCAUAAUCUGGCUCAUCUAGUCCAGUAAUGAUGGUUAAUCAUACAGUAAGUAGAAUGUAUCUUCUUUUUAUGAUGAAAUACUGAAAUUCAGUUUAAAAUUAAUCUCUUUUAAGCUAUGUUUUUUUCUGUUAAAACAGCACAUUCUUACAUUUAAAGCAGAUGCUUUGUUGAUAAAUUCAUUUCAUUCAGCUACUGUUGUCAGUAAAGUGCAGAGAAUUAUACAAUUUUUGCAAGAACCAAAUUGAAAUGAGAGUGUUGGUCAUUGUGCCCUUAUAUGACCAUAUUAGUUUUUUUUCUUUUCUUUAAAACAAGGGUGAAUGAGAUAUGGUAGUAUUUUUUUUCUUUUUGUUUUUUUCUGGACUGGUUUUGCUGCUAAUGUUUGUCUUAGGCUCUGGCUCCUGUAUGAGUUUUAUUAAACUGGCCCACCUAAAGAUUCCAAUUUGCUGCCAUUGAGAAAAAAGCUGCUUUCGCAUUUGUUUUAUAUCUGUAUCUGCCUGACGUUUUCAUAUUUUUGUAAAAUAAAUAUUCCAGUGUGUAAAA